Messenger RNA from Nothobranchius furzeri (turquoise killifish), 3843 nucleotides. Lineage: Eukaryota; Metazoa; Chordata; Actinopteri; Cyprinodontiformes; Nothobranchiidae. The record is from RefSeq and is a predicted model, not a curated record.
AUUAGCCAAUCAAAAAGUGCGAGACGGAGGUGGGGGAGGACCAUGCAGUUACAAAAUAUGACCACAAGAGGGAGACAUUUUUCUGUUUUGUGUAGCCUAAAUAAAUAUUGCCAAGAACACAUUUUUGAAUUGUCCGCUCUGACAAGCGUUUUGGAAGAAAAGUUGUGCUUUUAACUUCGCACAGGAAAACCAAAGAUACAACGGUGACAAGAAAAGUAUUGUAACGCUCUGACUGUAAAUAAAGGUUUGUAAAAAAUGUUUAAAUAAAAACAGUCUGCUAUUACUUCCUGGUUGCCCGCCACCGCUCGUCAGCGUGGUAGCGGUCAUGCGUGGUCUGUAGAGUUAAUGGAACGCAGCAGCUCGCUUUACGUCACGGCUUUCAUUGUGACGUAAAUGCUGACGCGCAUUCCUUUGAUGACGUCACAAAGCGGCGCUAUCUCACUAGUGUACGAAGGAGAGCAGUCUCACUUGACACCAAACUACGGACAGAGGAACCUAGAAGAUGCCUUUCUUAACAGCAGCCAUCCUUUUUGGAACCUUUAUUAAUUCAGCAGUUAGAAAAACCUGUGAAUAUUUUUUUGAAGAACGAGAAAGUGAAGGAUUAGAUCUAGAGUUAGAUGAUCUUCAGUCAGAUUUUGACUUUUCCAUCAGACUUUCUCAAGCAACAUCUAACUUAGACAGAGAAAUAAACGAAUGCAUUCCUCAUGACGGGAUAAUUUCUGAAACUCCAGACAGCAACAGAGAGACAUCUUAUAUCCCGAAACACUCUGGAAAUGACUCACAUCAAGAAACGGAGACACACCUUAUCGACUCAGAAGGACAAAGAAAAAUAGUUUUGCCUCUGCUGGAAGCCGUUGAGUCAGAGGAUUUCAGCUACACAAGCAGCCAUCAAGCCGUCAGAAGUAUGUAUAUCACUUCAAACAACAGUCUUGAGAAAAACGAAUCCCAAAUUUUAGCUCUUUCAGAGAACGCCUUUGAGGAAAGUGAUGAAUAUUUUUCUGGUACCUCAGAAGAAAGCAUAGCUCCGUUUGACUCACAGGGCAAUAGCUGUGAGUUAUCGUCUUCUGAUGAAAACACCUCUGAAACAACUCAACAAUUUAUUGCGUCACAGGAGAAAUUAGGUGAGGAUGGAGCAGAAAUAUUGUUAGUCUCAAUGGGCAGAGCUGAUUACAUGUCUGAAACUUCUAAAUAUGACACCAAUUUGUUUAGAAAGAGGGAUGUUAUUGAGUUAUUGCCUUUAGAUCAAUGUGAAAUGCAGGAUUUUUGUAUUUCAAAGGAUAAUUUCGGACCAGUUGUUGAUGAGAUGUCACUAGCACAAGAUGACAGCAAUGGUGACACAUGUUUGUUUGAUCCACAGAAUGGUCAUUUAAAAUUGUUCUCUUUUGAUGCGAAUGUCGCUGAAACAAGAGGAACGUCUCUGACGUCACGGGAAAAUUUAGUUGAUAAUGAAACUAGGGUUUUGUUUGCUUCAGAGGGCGACGAAGAGUCGUUUGAACAGGGAUUCGACGAUUUUGAGCGGUUUUCUUUCGGUGAAAGCAACUUUCAAGACGAUGUUCUGCAUUUACAGGAAACGUUGGGACUUACUAAAACAGAGUCGGUCGUUUCACGGGACGGAUUAGGCGGGGAGGAGGCAGAGACGUCAGAUUCAGACUAUACUGACGACGUUUACGUCUUUUCUGAAGAUGAUACUGGAGGUCUGCUGGCUUCUCACAAACGUUUCGUAGGGACCGAAGCCGAGACAUUAGCUUCAAAAUUCAGUGAUACUGAGAUGAAUUUGUUUGAUCCAGAGAACAAUCGUUUAAGAAAGCUCUCUUUUGAUGCGAGUGUCGCUGAAACAAGAGGAAUGUCUCUGGCGUCACAGGAAAAUUUAGUUAAGAAUGAAACAGAAGUUUUGUUAGCGUCAGAACACGGCCAGGACUCAUUUGGACAGGAAAACAACGAUUUUGAGCAGCUUUCUUUUGGUGAAAGCAACUUUCAAGACGUUGUUCUGUAUUUACACGAAAUUUUGGGACUUACUAAAACGGAGUCGGUCAUUUCACGGGAUGGAUUAGGCGGGGAGGGGGCAGAGACGUCAGAUUCAGACUAUACUGACGACGUUUACGUCUCUAGUGAUGACGCUGGAGCUGAGACACUAGCGUCAGAUGUCCGCGAUAUUGAUGAGAAUUGGUUUUAUUCAGAGGACGAUAUCAAUGAAAGUUUGUCUUUCGAUGGAAGUGUCACUGACGCUGAAAUUUCUCUGGCGUCUCAGGAGAAUUCAGCUGAAGAUGAAGCCGUAUUGUUAGCUUCACAGAGUGUCGAAGAUUAUAAGUCUGUCACUGCUGCAGAGGACGGCACAGACUUACGUGGAUGGGAAUGCAACGAUUUAGAUAUUUUGUCUGAUUGUGGCAUCGCCCCUAAAUAUCUGUUGCUUAUAAAGCAAGUUAUAGAAGAAGUUAAAGCUAAAGCAAUAGCUUCAGAUGCCAGUGAUGAUGAAUUUGCUGCCUGUUCUCAGGUGUUUAGUGAGGAUGGGGCAGAACCAUCGCUUGCUCUGGUUGAAAGUGGCCACAGGACUUUGGCAAUACCAGAAGAUGAUAGCCAUGAUGGAAGUGCCACCAAAACAAAUCAAAUGUCUCUGGCGCCACGGGAGAAAUUAGUUUCCGAUAAAGUUUCAGAAGAGGUGGAUUAUCACAAGUCUGUCGCUACUAAAGGUGCCAACACAGGUGUGUGUACAUGGGAAUGCAACGAUUUUGAGAUUUUAUCUCAGUGUGGUAUCAAACCUAAGUAUUUAUUGCAUAUCAAGAAAGCCAUAGAGCACGUUGAAGCUAAAUCACUAGCUUCAGACGUCAGCGACAAGGACUAUUUAGUCAGGUCUGUAGUCGACUCCUAAGAUGUGGCAUUUAGCGAAGAUAGAGCAGAACCAUUAUUUGCUUUGGAUAAAAUUGAUGACAAGAAAAUGACAAAACCAGAAGACAAUACUCGUCUGUUUUCAUAUUUUGAUGAAACGUCAGCGCUCUCCUCGUCGAGCCGUUACAGACUAGGGUUGUCUGUCACGAACUCCUCCAGCUGACUGCAUUCCAUUCAUUCCUGCCACCAACGUGGCGACUGACGUCGUCACGCCGACACUACUUAAGGAAGUGCCGGCGUUUCAUUCAUUGCUCAGUCAUCGUUCUCACCAGACUUUGUAUCGAGUCUCCAGGCUUACCAGCCCUGAAAACCUUUCAAACUACACCUUCUGCCAACGACAGGUUCGUUGGCAGAUCUGAAGCGUGACUGAGAGUUCUGUUGCCCAGACGCGGAGAGACGGAGAUAACCGGCGUGGUUAUCUCCUGAAGGUGUAGUUUGGAAGGUUUUCAGGGCUGCUGGAGGAGUUCGUGACACAAAACAUCACUCUGCAAAUAGUGUAUAUAUAGUGAGACAAUUCAUGAUUUAAAGUGUUAACUUUCGCCAGUUUUUGUAUGCACGUUUUAAAAAAUGCUGAUACUUGAAAGGUUUAAGCACUUUAUACACUUAGUUUAGUUUAUUUAUUUCAAACAAAGAAAACAUACAUAUUUUUUUUAAAAUACCACAAACAGAAAAAAUACAUAUCAUCAUCUCUUCUUCUCUGUUUGAAAAGGAGUAGGCUGAAGUGGAAACUUAUAUGUCCCUACCCCUUUAUACAAGUAAUUUUUACUUGUUUACUAAAUCUAACACAAAACCUACAUUAAAACAAACAAAAUGGUACAAGUCACCAAAAAAACCAAAAACCACCAAACCAUAUGGAAAAAACAAAAAAAGAAGAAAAAAAACACAUCUUUUUACAAUUGGUACAAUUUACUUUCCCUUAGAAUAAAGGACACCCACAUAAAUCAUCGAUUUUCCACUAUA